Messenger RNA from Symbiodinium sp. CCMP2592, 1503 nucleotides. NCBI's taxonomy places the organism in Eukaryota, Dinophyceae, Suessiales, Symbiodiniaceae. The record is from the annotation of a GenBank genome assembly.
AUGCUGAUCUUUCCUGGUGAGCAGACGCACUAUGCCGGGAUGCUGGCUGCCUGCCAGAGCAUGCCCCAGCUGCAGGAUAUGGUGGAGUUGGCCACCGAGGCCUUCGACUUCGAUGUGCAGCGUGUACUAGAGGAGUGCGGCCCUGAGGAUCACGCCGACCGCACAGACCGCAGCCAGAUGCUGGCCUAUGUUGCCGACUGUGUGGCGUUUGAGAUCUUCAAACAGCAAAAUCCGGACGUUGCUUUGAAGCCCCGUGCCGUGGCUGGCUUCUCUGUGGGGGAAAUAGCUGCGCUAGUUGCUGCUGGUGUUAUGUCCUACGACCAGGGGCUGAUAAUUGUGAAGGCACGGGGCGAGGCAAUGCAACAGUGGGCCGACGAAGAGGACAUGUCGGCCAUUGCGGUUUUUGGUAUGGAUGAGGAGCAGCUGCAGAAGUUGUGCAGUCGUGUUGACCCCAACAUGCGGGCACCAUCGCAACAGAAGGUCUUCAUAUCGUACUGCUGGGGUCGUCGUGGUUUCGUCUGUUCUGGACAGCAUGGCGCCGUCGUAGAGCUACAAGAAAGAUUGCAGCAGUCAGGAGACGAGGCUGUCUACGCACAGAUGCUGCCGGCUCAUAAGCAUGCCGGGCACACCCCACUAGCUGUCAGGGUGGCCGAGGAGGUGGAAGAAGCUGUCAACAGCAUUCCCAUGAGCCCUCCCACUUGUGAGGUCUACUUCAACACAGGCUAUCGUGUGGCGGCCGGAGAGGAUCCCUCUGUGUUCGUGCCCUACUUGCUACAGCAGCUCACGAUGCCGCUCCGAUGGGACUUCAUUAUCCAGACAAGUCUUCAGCGAGGCAUCCGCAGAUUCUUUGAGUGUGGUCCCGGCCAAAGCUUGAGGGAGCUGAUGGAAAAGGAGAUUGUUCUUGCUUUAUGGGGCGGGAGCUUGCCUCGCAAUCAGCUGCUUCGUACACCUCCAAAGCUGGUACAGGAUGGCAGUGUUUGGGCUUCUGUUCUGGAUCUCGGGACUGUGGAUUUCUGUGCUCUGUCAGGCUGCUACACCCUGCUGGCGGCCUUGACAGAGCAGGGCUGUUUCACCGACUUCGCUUGGCGAUGUCACGGUUCCGGAGGCGGCUUCGGAGAUGUCUCCAGCGAAUGCUUCGUCUUCUCGCUUGAAGACGGUGUGGCGCGCGUCUACAGAGGAUGCUGCCGAGGCUCCGUCUUGCGCUUGACCGCAGAUCGGAUUCGGAUCGGCCACCAGGUGCGGCAGCGGACGACAGCCGUCGCACUGGAUUCCUCGCUGCUUUGGGUGUCCAGCGACAAGGGAGAUCUCUUUCGAAACCCCUGCCUCCUGGAUACGAGCGUGGCUUCCGCCACGGCGAGCGUGGCCGCCGUCGCUUGCCUCAGUUGGUCCCACCUAGACCCGUCAGAGGGCGAAGAGCAGCUGCCGUUGGCGCUGCAGUCCAAUCAGGACUGCUGCUGUUGGCUCAGGGCCACGGCCCCCCGGGUGUAUGGCCUCACUACAUGA